AUGGAACUCCAAGCGCGCGCCAGCAACACCGACUUCCACCGCGACCCGUACGGCUACGUGCCGACGGAAUGGAUAUGCAUUCUCUUCAUCGUGCUCUUCAGUCUCUCCGCUAUCGUGCACGCCGGGCAAGCGACAUACACCCGGCUCUUCUGGCUGUUCCCCACCAUCUGCACGGCCGGCAUCCUCGAGAUCGUCGGCUGGAGCGGCCGCCUCUGGUCUAGCAAGAACAUCCUGGCGAAAAGCCCCUACCUCAUGCAAAUAGUCACGACGAUUAUCGCGCCGACGUUCCUCGUCGCGGCCAACUUUGUCAUCCUCGGCCAGAUGAUCCGCCGCCUCGGCCAGUGCUACAGCCGCAUCAGUGCAAAGUGGUAUACCAUCAUCUUUUGCAGCUUUGACGCCAUCGCGCUCAUCAUCCAGGCUGUCGGCGGUGCGACCGCGGCUACUGCCGUAGACCAGAACAAGAACCCGAACAAGCGAGAGACUCACGCGGACACCCAGGGCGGCCACAUCAUGCUGAUUGGCAUCGUGAUUCAAAUGUUUGGCAUCACGGUCUACAUGGCGCUCGCGGCGGAGUUUAUCCUGCGCUACUUGUACGACCGCCCGGUGCGCGCCUCGGGCGACAGGCCGCUCGCCGCGUUCAGCUUCGACAGGAAGCACAAGCUCAUGCUCGCCGGGCUGACGUUCAGCAGUAUCUGCAUCUACAUCCGGUCUGUCUACCGUACGAUCGAACUCGCGAAUGGCUGGACAGGGUACAUCAUCCACACGCAGCGGUACUUUGACUGGCUCGACGGCGGCAUGAUCACGCUGGCCAUGUUCACCGUCAACUUCUUCCAUCCGGGCUUCCUCCUCGGGCCCGCGCGCACCUGGGCGACAGGCAAGGAGGUCGACAUCCCGCUCAAGCAGAUGGACAGCGACAUCGCGUAG
Messenger RNA from Postia placenta MAD-698-R-SB12, 924 nucleotides. RefSeq lists its product as hypothetical. Gene Ontology annotation, cellular component: fungal-type vacuole; plasma membrane. Bases 1 to 924 code for a protein of 307 amino acids. The record is from RefSeq and is a predicted model, not a curated record. The transcript is spliced from 11 exons. Lineage: Eukaryota; Fungi; Basidiomycota; Agaricomycetes; Polyporales; Adustoporiaceae.